ACGUGGGCUGUCAAUAGCUACACAAUACACAAUAUAUGUAUCUGAUUAAUAAACCGCAAAAAUGGCCCAGAUAAAUCGAUAAGAGAAACAUAAUAAAAGAAUAACCUCGCAUUGUGUUCAACAAGAACCGAGGAACGAGACUGACCUAAAGGAGAUGAUCUGAUCAGGCUGAAACUCGAGAGGAAUGCCGACGCUGCAGCCUGCAGCUCCUAAACCUGAUGGACUGCCCCUCCAGUCCCGGUGCCUGUCGGAGCACGUCGGUGUAGCGGGGCUCGGUCGAACUUUAGGAACAUGUCAACAGUGAACAGCAGCAGCACCGGCCGCCGAGCCGUGGUCCUGGCGGGUCGGUACUGGUCCCAGCCCGCCUGCUCCCCAGCUCCCCAGAGGAGGAUGUUCAGACCGCCGCGGCGCCUAGUGAGCUCCAACGCCGCAGGCGACGGGAGCAAGACCGUGGCUUGGGCCCAGCUGCAGGAGGACGCCACCGGCCCGCUGACGACCCAGGACCGCCAUUUGCGGUCCCACCGGACCCUGAUCUACCGGGAUGUAAAGGCGUUCCUGAAGGAGAUCGGCGGGGACCCGCGUGAGGCGCGCUACUGGCUCACCCAGUUCCAGAGAGCCUCCGCGGCGCACGCUCCUGCGUUUGCGGUCCUGGAGCUGGACCACUCGGUCUUCGAGAGCCGGGACCUGGUCCACAAGCUGGCCUUCGGGCUCUCCUUCCUGCAGCGGAUGGACAUGAAGCCGGUGGUGGUGAUGGGGCUGGCGGGCGGAGCGCCGGCGGAGCAGCGCCGGCAGCUGGUGGAGGACUGCAAGCUGCUGACGGAGGUGCUGCAGCAGCACUCGGCCACCGUGCUGCCCUUCUUCUCCGCCGAGGCCAUGCUGAGCCUGCAGGAGCCCCCCCACAGUGCGGCCCCCCCGGUGGUGGCAGUGGACGCCUCCCUGCUCCAGUGGAGUCUGGACUGCGGGGCGGUGCCGCUGGUCUGCCCCGUGGGCCGCGACCAGGGCGGGAGCUCGGUGCCGCUGGACGCCGGAGAGGUGACGGCGGCCAUCUGCAGAACACUGCAGCCCCACAAGGUCAUGUUCCUGACCCGGGAGGGGGGGCUGCGGAACCACCAGGGACAGGUGCUGGGCUCCGUCUCGGUCCCGGCGGACCUGCCCGGGCUGCUGGGCGCCCCCUGGCUGCAGCCGGAGGAACAGCGGCGGGUGGAGACCAUCGCCCGGCUGCUCAACCAGCUGCCCAGAGACUCCACCGCCGUCAUCACCUCCGCCUGCACCCUGCUGACGGAGCUGUUCAGCCACCGGGGUUCUGGAACCCUCUUUAAGAACGCAGACCCCAUACACAGGUACUCGUCCCUGCAGCAGGUGGACACCACGCGCCUGCUGGCUCUCAUCAACUCGUCGUUCGAGCGGACGCUGAGCGAGAGCUACCUGGAGAAGCUGGAGUCACGGCUCCACUCCAUCUACCUGUCAGAGGGCUACAGCGCGGUUGCCGUGGUCACCAAGGAGCAGGUGGCCAGCGCCACGCCCUACCUGGACAAGUUUGUGGUGAGCAGCAGCCUGCAGGGCCAGGGGACGGGCCACCUGCUGUGGGACUACAUCAGACAGGACCUGGGCCGGCUCUUCUGGAGGUCCAGAGCCUGCAACAGGAUCAACCCCUGGUACUUUAAGCACUGUGACGGGAGCUUCGUGAGCGGCGAGUGGACGGUGUUCUGGGUGGGGCUGACGGACAUCAGAGACUCCUACGAGCUGGUGGAGUACGCCAGGACCCUCCCCGACUCCUUCAUCGCCCAAUCAGGGACCAGAGCCCCCGUGCCCCCCGGCUGACCUGGCCCCACCCACCGGGUGAAGGAACCUCCAAGGACACGCUUCCCAUUGGCCAAGGGAACACUUUACACUCUUCCCAUUGGCUGCAGGAACAUUCUGGAACCCUGGAGUUCUACGCUGUAGAGCGCUGGCUCGGGAGAAAUUACACAAUAAAGACCAGGAAACACCA
Messenger RNA from Gadus macrocephalus (Pacific cod), 1990 nucleotides. It is a transcript of the gene nags, whose product is annotated as N-acetylglutamate synthase. Gene Ontology annotation, biological process: L-arginine biosynthetic process. Lineage: Eukaryota; Metazoa; Chordata; Actinopteri; Gadiformes; Gadidae. Bases 292 to 1821 code for a protein of 509 amino acids. Gene Ontology annotation, cellular component: mitochondrial matrix. Gene Ontology annotation, molecular function: L-glutamate N-acetyltransferase activity, acting on acetyl-CoA as donor; arginine binding. The record is from RefSeq and is a predicted model, not a curated record. The transcript has 9 exons.